Molecule: messenger RNA, 399 nt
Organism: Gongylonema pulchrum
Lineage: Eukaryota; Metazoa; Nematoda; Chromadorea; Rhabditida; Gongylonematidae
Source: the annotation of a GenBank genome assembly
AUGAUUGCAAAAUGCGCUCAUUCUCUCGUACGAAGGAAUUUGUUCUUUUUAACAAAUCCAGCAACGACACGACUAAAGGAGUACCAGGAGAAACGUGUUGUCGGGUAUACAGCGGAGGAAAUGUUCGCUGUUGCAGCAACUGUUGCCGAAUAUCCUGAAUUUGUACCCUGGUGCCGAGCUGUUGAUGUUAAGGAGCAUUCACAAAAUCUGUAUACAGCCCAUGUUCAAAUAGGAUUCCCACCAGUUUAUGAAACAUAUACAGCAAGAGUCACAACUGUUCGACCAAAAAUUGUUCACGUAAGUUGCCCAUUCUGUUGUUGUUUCUUAUACGCUGAAAAAUUGAAUAAUGGAUGUUUUGAUAGUGAUAAGAGCGUGAUAAUAGUGCGUAUGAUACUAUAG